AUGACCUCCUCAGUUACUCGUAGUAGCAGAUCCUCCAUUAAAAAGGCUGCCACAGCCUCCAAUGAUAACAUGCUGCAAAAGACAAAGUCUUCUGCUAUAAAGAAAAAGAAGCAAAAGCCUGGUAAGAAGGAUGUGGAUCAUGACAUGCGAUCGAAAAAACAACAAAAGGAAGAACAGCAUCAUGACAAUGGCCUAGACGAUGAAAUUCAACAAGCAGACAAGGACAAUGAAUCAUUGUCUCUAGGUAAAAUCGAUGCUACCCAGCAUCCCGAGUACACCAGCCUGAUGAAAGAGCUCGAUCAAUCAAAGCUUGAACGUCUACAAAAAAUAGAGAACUGGCAAAGGCUUGAACGUCAAUCCAUCCAUGAUUGGUUCGCUGCUCAGAAAAAGCAAGCUUGGAAUGAUUUCUAUUUUGCUAGGAAAAAGGUACGCUCAGAUCUUGUUCAAAAUGUGCAAAACAAGAUCACAAGACUUGAACAGGAAUUAGGACAAUUGAACGUACAAUGUGGUGCCACGAAUGAAGAAGCCGAUCGUGAUCUCACACUCGCAAGGCAACCAUACAAUGGCAGUAAUACACCCAAUCUAGUGUACUCUGAUUAUGAAUCAAGAAGCACGACAGAUUCUGCCGAAGACGGUGAAGCGAGUUCUCCCAGAAAUGAUGAUGUAGCAACUUCUCCAUCUGCCGUCAGUGAACAUCAAUAUCCAUCUUACUCUCAUCAUCGACCCUCUUUUGUACAGUAUCAGCAGCAGCAGCAGCAGCAGCAGCAGCAGCGGCCACAGCAACAACAGCCAUACUAUCACCAAUCGCAAUCUCAGCACAAUCAUCAACCAGCAGCAUCUUUAACAACCUAUGCCAAUAGUAAUAGCAAUACAAAUAUGAUAUAUCCCCCUUAUGAGUUUGAGGAAUUGCCGCAGGACGGAAGACGUGAUUGGUGGCCCUAUCGUUCCACCACCUCAACAACGACAACAGCGUAA
Mucor velutinosus is the source of this 975-nucleotide messenger RNA. RefSeq names its product Karyopherin transporter. The transcript has 4 exons. The record is from RefSeq and is a predicted model, not a curated record. The coding region runs from base 1 to 975 and encodes 324 amino acids. Lineage: Eukaryota; Fungi; Mucoromycota; Mucoromycetes; Mucorales; Mucoraceae.